AUGUCUCCCUUUCUCGCCUUCCGUGGUGGCGGCAUCUGCCGCUUCUCCAGCGCCGCGACUUCAUCGGCGGCGCAACUCACUAUCUCCCAUACCAAGAGGCUGCUCAGAAACACGCACGACCCCGACGAGGUCCUCAAAAUCUACUCCUCCUUCGCCGCCACCAACGACCCCUCCGCCUCUUCCACCUCCGCCGCCGUCCGAUUCUUCCAGGAGCUGGCCGUCCGCCGCCUCGUCAAGUCCCACCGAUUCUCCGACAUCAAGAACUUCCUCGAAUCCCACAAAUCCAACCCCCAGAUCACGCAGGAGCCCUUCGUCGCGUCCAUCAUCCGCUCGUACGGCGUCGCCGGAAUGUUCGAGAACGCCGUCAACACCUACAACGAGAUGGCCGACCUUGGCAGCCCACGGACCUCCCUAUCCUUCAACUCCCUUCUCUACGCCUGCGUCAACUCCAAGAUGUUUGACCGGAUUCCUGUCUUUUUCGAAGAGUAUCCGCUCAAGUUCGGGUUUGAACCGGAUAACUUUUCGUACGCCAUGCUGAUCAAGGCAUACUGUGAGAUGGGCUCGAUCGAGACGGCCAUGGAGAAGCUGAGAGAUAUGGAGGAGAAGGGGAUCAAGAACUGUGUGGUUUGUUUCUCCACAAUUUUGGAUGCUCUCUAUAAGAAGGGAUCUGUUAGUGAGGCUGAGAAGUUUUGGUCCGAGGUGGUUAAUGCAAAGGGUAUCUUGCCUGAUGUGGGAUGCUACAAUGUGAGGCUCUCACAUAUUCAAGAAGAGAAGCCGGAGGCUGUGAAGGGUCUAAUUGAGGAUAUGGAGAAUAAUGGGAUAAAACCGGACACUAUUACUUACAACUAUUUGAUUACCUGCUACUGUGUCAAUGGGAUGAUGGAUGAAGCCAUGAAGGUGUAUAAUGAUGAUAUCUUGAAGGGUAAAGGACUUAACCCGAAUUCAGCUACUUUUAGGACUCUGGUUUACCAUUUGUGCAAGAAGCAGCGAUUUGUUACGGCGUAUAAGGUGUUCAAGAAGAGUGUGCAUAUGGGGAAGAUUCCAGAUUUCAACACUUUGAAAUAUUUGGUGGAGGGAUUGGCUAAGAACGGGCAUAUGGAUGAAGCUAAGGGUAUGAUUCAGAUUAUGAAUAAGAAGUUCCAUCCAAAUUUGUUGAAGGCUUGGGAAAAACUUGCGAAUGAGCUUGGGGUGGCUGGUGAUGUGGCUCAGAAUGUUGAUUCUGGUGGGGAAGGACAGGAAGCUGAGUUGGGUGAGAUUGAGAACUCGAGUGCCUGA
Striga asiatica is the source of this 1275-nucleotide messenger RNA. The record is from the annotation of a GenBank genome assembly. NCBI's taxonomy places the organism in Eukaryota, Viridiplantae, Streptophyta, Magnoliopsida, Lamiales, Orobanchaceae.